GGUCUACUUCCGUCAUUACGGUAACGGCUCUGCUCGAGCUGGAUUGUGGUUUGCUGAACUGUAUCUCAGGGCGAUGUGGAGGAUUCGCGGAUAAACAGCGGGUUUAGAGCUGGAAGUUCGCGCCUAGUGUAGUGCCUACCUCAUCCUGCCAGCCAUGGCCGCCAAACCCCACCCCCCGCUUAUGAAGAAGCACAGUCAGACUGAUCUGGUGAGCCGCCUCAAGACCCGCAAAGUCCUGGGAGUUGGGGGUGAGGAUGAUGAUGGAGAAGUGCACAGAUCAAAGAUCAGUCAGAUGCUGGGCAACGAAAUCAAAUUUUCAGUGCGUGAGCCGGUAGGCCUCAGACUGUGGCUCCUCGUCUCCGCGGUCCUGUUCACGUCCUCUGCUUUAGUGGCCCUGACUUUCCCCAACCAACUCUACGAGGUCAUCUUUGAGCUCACCACCACCCGGAUCUCCAUCAGACUGUACGGAGGAGCUCUUUUAAGUAUCUCGUUAAUCCUGUGGAACGGCCUCUACACCGCUGAGAAGGUCAUCAUCCAGUGGACUCUCCUGACCGAGGCCUGCUACUUCGGAGUUCAGUUCCUAGUGACGGCGGUGUCUCUGCUGGAGAUGGGCAUGCUGUCCAACGGCGCUGCGCUCCUCCUCCUCAGUGAAAUCUUCUUCCUCUUCAUCACGGUAUCUUACUACUACCAGCUCGGCCGCCGGGCCAAGAAGAUCUGAGGCGGUGCGGCUGAUCCUCGAUUGAGCCGUUCUGCUCUGCAGAUAAGCGAGAUAAGCGUGAUAACUGACUCCACACAACUAAUUCCAUUUUACACACAGUAACUCUUCUGUCUGGACCAAACGAAUCCGAGCGUGUAGAGCCGGGAGUGUGUACAGCUCGCCUGCGCAGCACGCUGGGCUCUGUGGUGAGUGUAUAAUAAAGAAGAGCAUUGAGGUAAUCUGUGGAGGAGGAGUCUGGGGGUCUGGGGAGGAGGUUUCUGGUCAUGUGAUGAUGAUGGUGAUGAUGUUCUGAUGUUUUGCUCUGUGAUUCUCUUUGGUCACGUUUGUGCACUGGCCCUGAGUUUAAGGGAUUUAUUUAAGAGUGCAGAUUACGCCUCACUAGAUGUAGAUGGAUGACAAUUUGAUUUAAAUUGAUAUAAAUAAUGAUAAAUGUGGUAUUUUCCAAUAUCUGAUGAUAUGUGUAUUCAUUCUUCUAAUAGUCUGUUGCUAGAGAUACAUUCACACAGCAGGUAAAAGUGUCCCAAAUCGUAGUUUUUUUUUUAGUGUAGCUGUUUAUGUGCUAAAGAGCAGCGCUUCACAGGAAGUUUUGGUUUCAUUAUAUAAAGUUUUCAGAUUUACAUGAGCUAUCAACUAGUGGCUGCAGCAGGGCUUGAUAUUGCAGCUGCACCCUUCUGUUGCUGAAACCCUUACUCAUUGCUGUCAUCCAUUUUCCUAUCUAAUACUCAUUAUUUCAUUUCGCUUGACGUAAAUCACAGGAGCUAUCAAGGAGUUCCAGUGGCAGCAAGUGGGCUUAUUACUGAAAUUGUAUUCCAGCUUGGUGUAAAAGAAUUACACAUUAUUUGGCAACACCCACAUCUAUGUCCUUGGUUUCCUGUGGCCACAUUCUUUAAACAUGUAUCAUUAAUGUGAUCUAUAUCCUCCUGUUGCACAUACUCUAAACAAGAAAGGGAUACGUUCUUCAGUCAGUGCACCCAAACCUUUUUUUUUUUUGCAUUAUUUUUUUUGUUCCUUGUGUUUAUUUAAUAAAAAAGCAGCUUGAGUUUGCUAGUUAGGAAAGAUGUAGACAGAAGAAAAUCAAUAUGUUUAUUCUGAUGCUUCGUCCUGUAACAGGGAUGAAUGUUUUUCCACCUGUUUUAUGGAUUUAUUUUUUUAUUAUCUUAACAUUUGAAAAUAAAUUACUUCAAAUGUAGUUUGAACAGUGACAUCCAUCUAGAAAUACUAUUAUGAGGUCUGUUAUCUCAUUAUCCUUCCACUGAAUCCCUUACUCACUGCUGUCGUCCAUUUUCCUUCUCCUCAGACAAAGUUGAGUUGGAUUGAGAUCAGAUUUGGGCGGCUUUUACCUGCUGUGUGAACAUAAUGCCUACAUUUGGAUUAUAUCUGUUCUUACAGUCAAAUAAAGUACAUUUACAUUAGUUUUAUUAUAAAAUGUUUGCAAAUGUUGCAAUGGUAUUAUUAUUAUUAUUAUUAUUAUUAUUAUAAUUCGUACUCCAUGUUUCCCUGAUGACAAGAAGUCUAAAUAGGUAUAGUAAAGAAAAAAAAAACAAUGCACUGAAUUUUCUUAAUUUAAAUGUGUGCAUCAUUUUAUUAUUAAAAAUAUAUAUAUUACAGCAACACUGUUUUUCUGUUUUGUUAAAAUAAAAAAAAGGUUUAAUAUGAAAACUUUGUUAUGUUUUACUUUUUUAAACAGUGUCAAGUAGUAAUAAUACAUUUUCCCAUCUACAAAAAAUGGCAGUGUGCCAAGUCCUGCUGGAAAAUGAAAUCCAUCACUGAUCAUCAGUAAAUUUUAUGUUUCAUUUGUAAAUCAAGGGAUCAGAGUCUGGAGGAAGAGUGGAGAGACACACAGUCCAAACUGCUCGAGAUCUAGUGUGAAGUAUCCACCAAUCAGUGAUGGUUUGGAAAGACAUGUCAUCUGCUGGUGUUGAUCCACUGUGUUUUAUUAUCAAGUGUAAAGUCAGUGCAGUUUUGUUUUCACACAAAAUCUUACAGCACUUCAUAUCUUACAGCUUCCCUCUGCUACUGACAACUUUUAUAGAGAUGCAGAUUUCAUUUUCCAGCAGCACUUGGAACACUGCCCACACUGCUAAAAGUACUAAAUAAGGUGUUAUAUAAUAUUCAAAUUUUCUGAGACACUGAUUUUUGGGUUUUUAUUGGCUGUGAGCUUCAUAAUCAUCAACAAUAAAAUAAAAAACACUUAAAAUAGACCACUCUGUGUUUAAUACACCUAUAUAAUAUAUGAGUAUUAUAUAUUUUGUAAUAUAUAUAUAUUAUCAUAUUUUGAAAUGAAUUAUUGAAAUAAAGCAACUUUUCAAUGAUAUUGUAAUUUUUUGAGAUGCACUAGUAUAUUUUUUAUCUGGAAAUUAUGUACACAUUUAAAAUAAGAAUAAUCAAUGCGUUACUUAUUUAGUGUAUAAUCUUUAAUAACACACUGUCAACACUAGAGGGUGGGAAUCGCAGGGCAUCUUAUGAUAUCAUCACCUUCCUUAAAUAAUUGCCCAUGUAAUUUUUUUGCCAUAAUUUAUUUGUUUGCAUUGAUACUCUUCCUCUUUAGGAUAACGAUCUAUGUGGAGACUUUAAUUAAUCUGAUUUAUUAUUUCUAAUCAAAAAUAAAAUGUGAUCUAGGCAAUUUUAACAGGUUUUCAAUACUGAGCUACCUUCACUAAACUAAUCUCCACCAUUCAGUUCUCGUCCCUAAUCAGAGAAUUAUGAGUAUUUUACUAUAAUAUAAAGUUUUUUUCUUAUUAAUAAAGGCUAUAGGCUGUAAAUAUUGCUGAUAUCAUGAUACUGUGAUUCUGCGAUACUCAAUAUAUAUCACAAUACAAUUAUCCAAAUAAGUAAAUACUAGGGGUGUCACGAUUCUCUAAAUCCUCGAUUCGAUUUCCGAUUUUAGGGUCACGAUUCUAUUCGAUUCGAUUCUCAAUUUUCUUUUUUCUUUUUUUUUUUAUAGCGGAGAGGCUUAUUUCAAAAGGUGGGCUUGAUAUAAGUGAUGCAAAGUGAUACAAGUGAUCUGUAAUACACCACAUUAGACAUGGUAAAAAUCUAAAUAAUUUAAUUAAGAUAUAUAUGUAAUGUCAUCUAGUGGCUUCUUUUGGUAGCAGCAGUGUGCACUAUUAAAACAGCAAUGUGCAACAUAACAAAAUAUAUAAUAAAACAAUACAGGAACAGUCAUGUACAAAAUAAUAGAACAAUUAGAGCCUUAACAAACUGAACUCUAUCCUACUAUAACAGUUAAACAUGAAAAAUAAGACUCGGUCUCUGAGAAUGAGAAGUUUUUUUCUUUAAUAAAGAUAUAUUAUUAACUUUAUCUGAGAGAAAGAUGCUCCUUAAGAUACCAAAACUAUUAACAUAUUUGAGGCUAGACAAAACAACAGUUAUUUUUAUAUUUUCACGUUUUUCUUUAAGAAGAUGAGAAUGUUCACAUUCUCUGGAGAAAGGGCUGCUCUUUGAGCAGUCGCAACGUCCGCGUUGUGUACUGCGCCAUGUGCGUAGCGCGUGUGUCGAUCUCCUUUUUGACUCUGAGGUUCGAGACCAUGACAUAAUUUCGAUCGAUUUACAGAAUUUAACAACUUAACAUAACUUUAUUUUUUACCGCAGGUUUACUAACCCUAUUCAUUUGAUUGUAGCGCCACUUUAGUAACUUUAGUAAGUCUAAUUAGGGACGAGUUUUAGGAAGUUUAGAGCACAUAUAUAGUAAUAUAGAUAUUUUGUCCCACUUCUAAUCAACACAUUUGCAGGAUGUUUUCCUGAGGUUUUAAAGCACAGUCUGUGAUGAGCUCCUGAAUGGAUAGUAUUUGUAUAUGGAUUCUAUAUGAUGUAUUAAAUAUAUAUAUGUAGUAUGUGCUGAAGGCAUGGUACUAUUUUACUAUGUUCAGUGAUGAGCAUAUGCUGAUAUGCCACAUGUUAUGGGACAGGAACUAGUAUUGUCUGCGUUCCAUGACUUUUGGCAUAUCGUAUUGAAGCUAUAGAACUCACUGCACUGAGCUGUGGGAUAUGUGUAUGGUAAUGAGAUUCGUUUAUGAUGUACAGUACCAGUCAAAGUUUGGAUACACCUUAAAAUCAGUGUUUUUGAAAUUAUUAUUUAAAUAAAUAUUAUGCAUUGUAGAUUUUAAUACUAAUAUAAUAAGUCAUCCAAACUAUGAAGAAAAAUAUAUAGAAUUAUGUGUUCAAAAUCCAAAAAAGUGUUAAAAACAAAUCAAAAAUGAUUUAUAUUUUACAUUCUUUAAAGUAUGUAAAGCAAAGCAUAUUAGAAACGCUAUGGUGAAACUGGCACUCAUCAGGACCGCGAGAGUUACCAGCCUAUGAAACCACAAGAUAAGAGCCACCUAAAAUUUUUAAGUUACUAAAUGAUUCCUUAUGUGCUCCUUCAUAGUCUGGAUGACUUGAGUAUUCAUUUCAAAUGUAGGGAAACAAAGCCUUGCCAUGAGCACGUGGCCAGUGUUCAGCCUCACAUUUAUAAGACAAUGCCUCACAGCUUAUACAGGUGUAAGCAUUCCCAAGCCACUCCGUCCCAAUAGGUAACACAUUACGUCCAAUUUAAAUACUGAUGUCCCAUGAUUUUUGGCAUGUCUGUGCAUAAAUUAAUGUGUUUUUUUCCCUUUUGAGAGAUUAUAAAUCAAUAUGUUUAUUGAAGUGCUGGACGUGGGUGGUGUAUAUGAAUUAAAGUGCCCUGAUUAAUGAUU
Molecule: messenger RNA, 5394 nt
Organism: Astyanax mexicanus (Mexican tetra)
Lineage: Eukaryota; Metazoa; Chordata; Actinopteri; Characiformes; Acestrorhamphidae
Gene: tp53i11a
Product: tumor protein p53 inducible protein 11a
Exons: 7
Coding region: 155-718 (187 amino acids)
Source: RefSeq, a predicted model, not a curated record